Merops nubicus (carmine bee-eater) is the source of this 728-nucleotide messenger RNA. It is a transcript of the gene SRP14, whose product is annotated as signal recognition particle 14kDa (homologous Alu RNA binding protein). The annotation marks the transcript as partial. Gene Ontology annotation, biological process: SRP-dependent cotranslational protein targeting to membrane. The record is from RefSeq and is a predicted model, not a curated record. The transcript is spliced from 4 exons. Lineage: Eukaryota; Metazoa; Chordata; Aves; Coraciiformes; Meropidae. Gene Ontology annotation, molecular function: 7S RNA binding; endoplasmic reticulum signal sequence receptor activity. Gene Ontology annotation, cellular component: signal recognition particle, endoplasmic reticulum targeting.
UUCCAGUUCCUGACAGAGCUUACCAGGCUCUUUCAAAAGUGCAGAACCUCGGGGAGUGUUUUCAUCACGCUGAAAAAAUAUGAUGGCCGAACAAAACCAGUCCCACGCAAAGGCCACGUAGAAAGUUUUGAGCCAGCAGACAAUAAGUGUCUUCUACGAGCAACUGAUGGAAAGAAGAAAAUUAGCACAGUGGUGAGCUCAAAGGAAGUAAAUAAAUUCCAGAUGGCAUAUUCAAAUUUGCUGAGAGCCAACAUGGAUGGGUUGAAGAAAAAAGACAAGAAAAGCAAAAACAAGAAAAGUAAAGCAACACAGUGAUGGAACAGCCUCCUGCCAUCACUGUAACAGACUUGACCCUUGCUCAAAGUCCAUUUCUUUUUGAGUUACCACUUGUCUUUGGCUUUCCUUCCAGCAGGAUACCAGGAUGUGAUCAGUACUUCCAUUUAAAGUGAGAGCAGAAGGUGCUUUCUGUGGACUGUUGUGCAGCAGUAAUAUUUACAGGGUUAUGCUGAAAUAGCUUUACAGUCAGCUGCCAACUAGUUUUGUACUUAAUACUGCUGUUUUUAUUAUACAACUGGGAAGAGUAAAACCUGUUUGGGGGUUAACACAGGGUGAGGAGAAAUGCACCAAACUGGGAGGAGGCUGAGGCUGGAGCAGGAGUCUCAGUGACACAUGCCCAGUUUUACAGCUAAACCUCACUAGCACUAGGGAAAGUGGGUGCCAACACCUUA